CAGACGGCCCUGUCAAACCUAAGAGGGUAAAAUAAGAUCACGAUUUUAACUUCCUAGGUCAAACUGAUCUCUACAUGACCUCCAUGUUUGAUGACGUGUCCCUUGUACGAACCCCGGGUUUGUAAACAUGGUUGGUUAUAACUUCGGAGUGCUGUGGCGCGAGUUUCCGGUAAAACAGGUGACAGUUUUAGGGGUUCUGCUGGCGUCAGGGUCCAUCGCCGGUAGCAGCAGACAACCGUUCCUGCCGUUCCUCACGCACGACUUCUUCCCUUACCUGAAGAGCAAUCAGAUAGGCUAUUAUGCCGGGUUCCUGACGAGUGCGACCUUUGUCGGCACAUUUCUCGGCUGUUUUAUGUGGGGGAGACUGUCGGACAUUAUUGGCAGAAGACCCAUACUGCUGUUUAGCGCCACGGUGAUACUGCUCAGCACUGUGCUAGUGGGCUUCAGGUAA
This is a messenger RNA of Branchiostoma floridae (Florida lancelet), 451 nucleotides long. Its product is annotated as protein ZINC INDUCED FACILITATOR 1-like. Gene Ontology annotation, cellular component: membrane. Lineage: Eukaryota; Metazoa; Chordata; Leptocardii; Amphioxiformes; Branchiostomatidae. The transcript is spliced from 5 exons. Gene Ontology annotation, molecular function: transmembrane transporter activity. Bases 128 to 451 code for a protein of 107 amino acids. The record is from RefSeq and is a predicted model, not a curated record. Gene Ontology annotation, biological process: transmembrane transport.